AUGCAUCGCCUCCGUGACUCUCUACUAAGCCCCUCCCCAAAAGGCUUCCCCGACAUCGGCGAAUUAGACAGCGUCUCUCACAAUCGCCAGGAUACCCGAGAAAGCCUCGCUCGCGGUGAAUUCCAGGAAGUCCACGCGGCAGCCCGCUACAAUCGAACCUGGAUCGUCAGUGACAGAUACUGCAAUUGUGGAGACGGGGUAGAUUCCCUCGAAGGAUACAUUGGUGAUAUAUGGUACAUGUACUUCCAGCUCAGCCUACAUGCCUCGCAUGAAACCUUCGAGCACGAUCGUCUGGUUCUCGACAUCAUCCGGAUCCAGGGAAUGGGGCCCUUGACCAGGACCGUGAAGGGGAUUUACGAGAUCGAUAUCGCACGGACGACUGAAGGUACAAUCUGGAAUGACCUACCCUUCUUGGUCACUGAUAUGACUGACUUCUGGAUCAACAACUGUGGACCAAUGUCGGGAACCCAGCGCCUGAACUUCGCCUCGUUCUUGGCGAAGCUGGCAUCCACCCGCGUCUGCAAGGACAGAAUUUGCCAGGUUGCCCUUGUCAUCUUCCGCUGUGCUUUCGAGCAGAGACAGGAGAUUCUCCCCUCCGAGGAUAAGGAUGAGGAAGAUUCACACCGGAGCAUGGGGUCACUUGAGCUUAGGCACUUGUUGCCCGCUGCCAAUGCGUGGUUUAAGGAGGCAUCGCACAAUAUUAUGCAACUGUCGGAGGUUUCAUGGAAUUAUUGCCCAAGCGCGAUUGGUCAGGGCGGCCCCUCGCUCCUCGAGUCGGAGUUGGGAAAGCGCUCACCCACUGGAUUCACACUAUGGAGAUGGAUGUACUGGCUCAAGCGAUUAAACGAAAUUGAAGAGGAGGCAAAACGGGCUGGUGAGAAACGUCUGGAGUACGCCAACGAGGCCAUUCACUUCAUGGUAACGGGAGCUGAGGAACGAAACUCUGAUAUUCUAAGAGUUUUCAAGACUGCAGGAGAUUCCAUUUCCGAAGAUAAGCACUUCUUGCCCCUGAAAUGA
Molecule: messenger RNA, 1017 nt
Organism: Penicillium crustosum
Lineage: Eukaryota; Fungi; Ascomycota; Eurotiomycetes; Eurotiales; Aspergillaceae
Product: DUF3632 domain-containing protein
Exons: 1
Coding region: 1-1017 (338 amino acids)
Source: RefSeq, a predicted model, not a curated record